Molecule: messenger RNA, 1197 nt
Organism: Cynara cardunculus var. scolymus (artichoke)
Lineage: Eukaryota; Viridiplantae; Streptophyta; Magnoliopsida; Asterales; Asteraceae
Product: zinc finger CCCH domain-containing protein 45-like
Exons: 2
Coding region: 1-1197 (398 amino acids)
Molecular function (GO): metal ion binding
Source: RefSeq, a predicted model, not a curated record
AUGAAACAGUUUAUGGUGGACCCUAAUUGGGAGAUGGAAGCUGGCUCAGAGAGUCAAGAAACACAUAUCCAACGCCAAAGAGAAUCAAGAAUUGCUGAAGUAAUCUAUCUUCACCACUCCGACGUUCCUGCCAACCCAUCUGUUGCAUCAGAUGCACUCGGUUUAUAUGUUGAUGAUAGUCGUGUCCCUAUAGUCCCCCUGGACGCCAUCAAUGACGAUAUGUUACCUGAUGAUGGUGGUAACCUUCUAAUGACAUUGAUCCCCACUGCAAAAGUAGAAGAAACAACUAAACAACCUCUUACCUUCCCUCCUCUAUCCCCACAAGUCAAUGGUCAAACUCUUUUACACAGAGAUGAAGUCACGAGAACAGCUGUGGCACUUGUUGCCUUGAUCAAAUCUAAAGAGCCCGGAAGUCAAAUUGACCUCGAGCUGCUUAUCCAGCUUCUUCGCAACCCAGACAUGCUCGAGCAGUUGAUGAUGGAACAUGGACUCUCAUCCAAUCAGAGUUCGAUAGUCAUUUCUGCUCUACCUAAAAAACGAUCAUCUGUCCCCAUGUCCAUUCCAAGGCCAUCUAGGAGGGAACUUCAUCCGGUUGUCACAGGAUCCACAUCCCUCUCGAUUCCAGGACCACCGAAACCGAAGGCCGCUGAAACCACGUGGUCUCUGUCGGUCCCAUUUGCCCAUUCUAUGUCUCGAGAGGUUAAAUCCAUGAUCGACCAAAUUGAUAGGAACUCGGGAAGUCAAAGUAACGAGUCAAUACCAGUGAAACAGAAGGCCUAUGUGCCCAUCCCCAGCUCCAUUUCCUCCGAAUAUAAUACGGGUGAAGUGAGGGAACUCAUCAAUGAGUAUAGAGUCCCAUUAAGGGUUGAUUAUGUGAAACCUGGGAGUUCGUCUUCACCAUCUGCUGCAACAACUGUGAUGAAGGACUCACAUUACUAUAGGAGACUUAUCUCGAAACAUGGGGUGACUCGAGAGAAUUCCAACCCUCAAGGAUCUCUGAAAAGAAUUGGUGUGAGCCUAGUUGAACAGCGACCACCAUGUGUGUAUUUUAAUAGUCCUAGAGGUUGCAAGCAUGGGCCUAGUUGCUGGUUUCAACACAUCAAGGUGAACAUGGACGGAGGUAGUCGGGGAGUGGAAGAGCAGCAGAGAGCGAAAAGGAUGAAAGCUUUAGGCGGAAAUUUUGGUAGACAUACGUAA